CCAGCGGACAGCUUAGAGUUUAAAAACAACAAAGAGAUCACUUUCUGAUAUAGGUCAAGCAAGAAAAUGGAAAAUUCACAGAGUCCUAUGCUACUUUUUCUAGGAAUACACAUUUUCUCAGUGCAGUGGAUGCUGACCCAUCAGCAGGUCAAUGUGGCCUUAAGUGGAAAAGCAACACAAUCUUCCAUAUUUGCUGGCAGUUACUAUGCUUCCUUAGCUAUUGAUGGCAACAGAGCAUCUAACUUCAGAUCCUACUCAUGUGCAUGUACAAAUGCUGACAAUAGCCCCUGGUGGAGAGUGGACUUGUUAGCGGUGUAUGACAUUAGCAAUGUAAUCAUUACUAACAGAGGUGACUGCUGUCCAGAACGGAUAAAUGGUGCUGAGAUCCACAUUGGCAAUUCCUUAGUCAACAAUGGCAACAGUAACCCCAGAUGUGUUGUUAUCCCUAGCAUCCCUGCUGGUGCCUCUGCAAAUUACACCUGCAAUAUGCGGGGUCGUUACGUGAAUAUUAUCAUUCCCAAUGUUGCCCAGCACCUCACGCUCUGUGAAGUGGAAGUCUAUGGAGUUCCAGUCCCCGUAUUUAAGAAGGCAUACCUGAAAUUAAAGUUUAAUGGCAUUGAGGAUCUCAGCAACCCUACCAUGACGGAAAAUGUUCUUCAAAAGAUCAAAUCUGCCAAUGUCCAGUCAUCAGUAUUUCAGGUCCGUUGGACAAAGGAACCAGAACUUGAAACUGACACCUGACACUUAAAAAGGGUACCAACAUAUGGAAGCACAGCAUUAUCUACUGGAAUAUAGCUGUAUGCCCAAAACACUACAGGAUAUGUGAAUGAUAUUUGAACACAUUUAGGAGAAGAAGGAAAACACCGAUCCACUGAUGCUCACUGAUAUCUCAUGCUCUUAUCUGAGAAAGAGAAUGAGAUACAUACACUACCAAUCAAAAGUUUGGACACAUCUUCUAAUUCAAUGUUUUUUGUUUAGGGAUUUAUUUUCUACAUUCUAGAAGAAUGCUGGAGAUUUCAAAACUGUGAAAUAACACACAUGGACUUAAGUAAUCCAUAUGUAAUGACAACAAAAAACAGUCAGUUGUUAUUUUAAGACACGAAGGUCAGGUGUUCUGGAAUAGUUCUUGCAAGAACAGUAUUGUCAAGUGCAUUUACAAAACCCAUCAAGCACCAUGAUGAAACUGGCUCACAUGAAGACCAUCCCAGUAAAGCAAGACCAAAACUGACCUCUGCUGCAGAGGAGAAGUUCAUUUAGAGUUACCAGCCUCAGAAAUCACCAAUUAACAGCACCUCAGAUUAGAGACGUUAUGAAGGCUUUACAGAGCAUCAGUAGC
Molecule: messenger RNA, 1336 nt
Organism: Hemibagrus wyckioides
Lineage: Eukaryota; Metazoa; Chordata; Actinopteri; Siluriformes; Bagridae
Product: fucolectin-like
Exons: 8
Coding region: 67-741 (224 amino acids)
Source: RefSeq, a predicted model, not a curated record